Messenger RNA from Nicotiana tabacum (common tobacco), 1107 nucleotides. The record is from RefSeq and is a predicted model, not a curated record. Lineage: Eukaryota; Viridiplantae; Streptophyta; Magnoliopsida; Solanales; Solanaceae.
ACUCCUAAAUACUAGCCUCUCACUUCUACAACAUAUAAUACCCCAAUCCUCAACUCUCUCGUUUGCUCUCCUCUACUCACUUUCUGUGCCAAAACACACAAAAACGGAGAGAAAGUGAGUGAGUUAGGAAGCAGAAGAGAGCCAAAAAUGGAGAUGUCAAUUGCUUCACCUUCUUCUACAACACCAACUUUCUCUAUUCUCAACUCUAGCAAUUGUAGCAAGAAAAUUUCUUGUCUUUCAACUCCUUUCCUUAAAAAACACUUCUUUGGUAGUACUUUGCCUUCUUGUUUAUCUGCUAAAGUACCUUUCAAAGUAAACCCACUUCGUACUUCUAUCAAAUGCGCUGUUUCUGAGGCUACUGAAGCCCCUUCUGAGAAGAAGAGCCAACUGAUGAGGAGAAGUGAUAUACGGAAUAUAGCAAUCGUUGCACAUGUUGAUCACGGGAAGACCACAUUGGUUGAUUCUAUGCUGAAACAAGCAAAGGUUUUUCGUGAUAACCAGUUUGUACAGGAAAGGAUAAUGGACUCCAAUGAUAUAGAGCGUGAAAGGGGAAUAACCAUACUUAGCAAAAACACGUCAAUUACUUACAAGGAUACAAAAAUCAACAUAAUUGACACUCCAGGGCACUCUGACUUUGGUGGUGAAGUCGAACGCAUCCUCAACAUGGUUGAAGGGGUUCUUUUAGUGGUAGACUCUGUUGAGGGUCCAAUGCCCCAGACAAGAUUUGUCUUGAAGAAGGCACUGGAGUUUGGCCAUGCUGUAGUUGUUGUAGUCAAUAAAAUUGAUAGACCUUCUGCUCGUCCAGAAUUUGUCGUUAACUCUACGUUUGAACUCUUCAUCGAAUUAAAUGCAACGGAUGAACAGUGUGAUUUUCAGGUAAUAUAUGCCAGUGGUAUCAAGGGAAAGGCAGGGCUAUCACCUGAAAAUUUGGGCGAUGAUCUUGGCCCACUGUUUGAGGCCGUCGUUAGAUGCAUUCCAGGACCCAAGAUUAAUAAAGAUGGUGCACUUCAAAUGCUUGCUACAAAUAUUGAUUACGAAGAACAUAAAGGGCGCAUAGCUAUUGGACGUGUGCAUGCUGGAAGUCUGCGCAGGGGAAUGGAUGUGAAG